CUCAUUUUCUACGAACGCCGGUUUGGCUGUUGUUUGUUGGCGCUCGCGGACAAAUUUCACAUAUACUAGUCUUAAAUAUGUCGGUAACAUUACAUACAGAUGUGGGUGACAUCAAAAUUGAGCUCUUUUGUGAGGAUUGUCCAAAAGCCUGCCAAAAUUUUUUGGCGCUAUGUGCCAGCGAAUAUUACAAUGGCUGCGCUUUCAUUCGCAAUAUAAAAGGUUUUAUAGUACAGACAGGUGAUCCUACAAAUACCGGUAAAAAUGGCAAAUCUAUUUGGGGUACUAAAUUUGAAGAUGAGUUCAAAGACACACUAAAGCACUCUGAUCGCGGUAUGGUUUCCAUGGCAAAUAAUGGCCCCAAUGCGAAUGCCAGCCAAUUUUUUAUAACCUAUGCAGCACAACCCAAUUUAGACCUCAAGUAUACACUUUUUGGAAGAGUAAUUGAUGGUUUCGACGCAUUAGACGAGUUAGAAAAACUGCCAGUAAAUCCCAAAACUUAUCGUCCGCAUAUUGAGAAAAAAAUCAACAGUGUUACAAUACAUGCAAAUCCCAUAGCUGGAUGAGGCCUAGCUAGGGAGUAGUGCAAAUCUUACAGAAUAUUUAAAAUAUGAGACGAACAUGAACUCUAUGCUGGCGCACCAACUCAGUUUAAGAAUUCCUUCCGACGAAAAAGUAUUAAAGAUUUGUUCUAAAUCAAAAAAAAAAAAAAAAAAAAUAUAACAAUUUUACUUAUUUAUCCCAAAUAUUUUGAACCAUGCCUUUUCAGCUACUAUAUUUUAAAUGCGUAGAUAUUAAGGCAUCAAGUGGCGUGUAACGGCGUUAGCCAUAACGGGAUUUUGUUAAUUUUUUCUUGAUUCUGCCAACAGGUAU
This is a messenger RNA of Bactrocera latifrons, 870 nucleotides long. RefSeq names its product peptidyl-prolyl cis-trans isomerase-like 3. NCBI's taxonomy places the organism in Eukaryota, Metazoa, Arthropoda, Insecta, Diptera, Tephritidae. The record is from RefSeq and is a predicted model, not a curated record. Gene Ontology annotation, molecular function: peptidyl-prolyl cis-trans isomerase activity. The transcript is spliced from 5 exons. Gene Ontology annotation, cellular component: catalytic step 2 spliceosome. Bases 78 to 563 code for a protein of 161 amino acids. Gene Ontology annotation, biological process: protein peptidyl-prolyl isomerization.